This is a messenger RNA of Vanrija pseudolonga, 1320 nucleotides long. Its product is annotated as Polyadenylate-binding protein, cytoplasmic and nuclear. Gene Ontology annotation, cellular component: nucleus. The transcript is spliced from 8 exons. The record is from RefSeq and is a predicted model, not a curated record. NCBI's taxonomy places the organism in Eukaryota, Fungi, Basidiomycota, Tremellomycetes, Trichosporonales, Trichosporonaceae. Gene Ontology annotation, molecular function: mRNA binding. Bases 1 to 1320 code for a protein of 439 amino acids.
AUGCCGUCACCACUUGACGAUCUUCACGAGGUCCGCCUCCAUGGCCUCAACAAGAGUAUCACGACUGAGGCUCUCGGCGAGUUCCUGGGCAAGGGUGUAGUCCGUGUUCGCGGUAUCAUUCUCCACCCCCAGCAGGCCACCGGGUUCCAGUGGGCUCAGACCUGGGUCGAGACCGAGGUCGAGGUGGCUAGCCUGCUCGGCCUUCGCGAGUCCCUCGCCGCCAAUGGCAUCAUCUCUCGCUUCAAGGUUCCCGACAGAAAGGCCAGCAUCACGCCGCCGCAGACCUCGUGGGACGCCCUUAGCCAGCUCUCCAAGACCCCUCGUUCUCAGCCUACCCCUGGUCUUCUGGGCGGACUCCGCACGUCGUUUGAGGAGCAGUACGACCCUCGCGACCCGCACGCUCCACUCCCUAGGAACCUAUACAUCCUCAACCUCCCCAUCGAGCUCACCCAGAUCGAGUUCAAGGACCUGUUCCUUUCCUUCGGGUCAGUGGAGCACUCUAUUCUUCUCUCACAGCUAGAUGGCAUGGGACGCCGGAGGGGCUUCGUUCUCAUGUCUUCUCACCGCGAGGCCAUGGACGUCAUUCACCAGAUGCACGGCAAGUGGAUCGAGGGAAUGAAGCUCGAUGUCUCAUGGGCGCUUGUGCAGCGCGAGGCCAAGAACAUGCCUCAGAGUAAGCUCCAGCACCUGGCUACCGUGCUGACUCUAGACACUCUCCCCAACCGCGUUAUUCACCCUCCAACGUCGCCACAGCGUGUCCGCGAGUCUGUGACGGAUUCCACUGUCAUUGUUGAGAACCUUGACGCCAAGUUCUUCCCCGACACUGAGACGGUGGCCGCCAUCUUUCAGCCGUUUGGACCCAUCGCUCGCGUGAUGCGGCUGUCCGACUCCCCCUUCAGCGUCGCCAUUCAGUUCGAGCACGCCAUCUCGGCUGUGGCUCUGAUCAGCGCCAAUGGGCUUCAGCUCGGUGACCGUAUCCUCCAGACCCGUCCAUUCUCGGCGGACACCAACUCGAACUUCAACCCAUUCUCCGACCUUGGCUACGAUGUCAAGGGCCGACCAAUGGCUGGCCGCCUGUCGCCGCUCCCUCCGCGCCACACUCGCCUCAAUGCCGACUCGCAGCCGUUCAUCCCCACGUUCAAGCCAGCGGCCGCCGAGGUCCUCAAGUCGAGCGCCUUCUCCUCGGUGCUUGCCACCAUCCAAAAGGGUUCCAGCAGCAACCUGUCGAGCGACCUUGACCGCGAUUCCCAGUCGUCGAGCCCUCACUCGGCCCGUACCGGCAGCCACAGUGCUACCGCCGGCGUCAAGCUCGAGCACUAG